This is a messenger RNA of Cricetulus griseus (Chinese hamster), 1609 nucleotides long. NCBI's taxonomy places the organism in Eukaryota, Metazoa, Chordata, Mammalia, Rodentia, Cricetidae. The record is from RefSeq and is a predicted model, not a curated record.
AGCACUAUGUCUGCCUGCAUGCCACCAUGACAAUAAUGGGCUAAACCUCUGAAACUACAGGCAAUAGCAACAUCUUUGAGGACUUGGUCUAAAUCAGGAGCCCAGAUGGGCUCAAAGAGACGGCUGAAUUGGUAGAUUUUUGGCUCCAUGCCCACUAAACCCCUUGUCAUGCCAGCUCCUAGCCUGUGAGGAGCAACGUUCGGUGAUGGCAAAGCAAAGGACUCCUGUGCUGGCUUCAGUGUCAUCCGAAGUUAACUGACAAGAGAAGUAGAUAGUGGAACCAUGGAAAAGAAUUCAAGUUUGUGGAAGAGCCUGGUGGGUGAACACCCAGUCUGCACUGCCUGGAAGCAAGAGGCCGAAGGUGCCAUUUACCAGCUCGCCAGUAUCUUGUUUGUAGUAGGUUUUAUGGGCGGCAGUGGCUUCUUUGGGCUCCUUUAUGUCUUCAGCUUGCUGGGGCUGGGUUUCCUGUGUUCUGCAGUGUGGGCGUGGGUAGACGUCUGUGCUGCUGACAUAUUUUCCUGGAAUUUUGUGCUGUUUGUCAUCUGCUUCAUGCAGUUUGUUCACACUGCAUAUCAAGUUCACAGCAUAACAUUUGCCCGAGAAUUCCAGGUGCUGUACAGCUCCCUGUUCAAGCCCCUGGGAAUCCCUCUGCCUGUCUUCAGAACAAUUGCUCUGAGCUCUGAAGUGGUAACUUUGGAAAAGGAGCACUGUUAUGCCAUGCAAGGGAAGACCUCCAUUGACAGACUCUCCAUGCUUGUCUCAGGAAGGAUCAGAGUGACAGUCGAUGGCGAAUUUCUGCAUUACAUCUUCCCUUUUCAGUUCCUGGAUUCUCCGGAGUGGGAUUCACUACGACCCACAGAGGAAGGCAUUUUUCAGGUAACCCUCACAGCAGAAACUGAUUGUCGGUACGUGUCUUGGAGGAGAAAAAAAUUAUACCUGCUUUUCGCUCAGCACCGCUACAUCUCCCGCCUGUUUUCCGUUUUAAUUGGCAGUGACAUUGCAGAUAAACUUUAUGCUCUGAACGACAGGGUAUAUACAGGGAAAAAACAUCACUAUGAUAUCCGGUUACCCAACUACUAUCAAAUGUCAAGUCCAGACCUGUCCAGAUCACCCGUGAUGGAACAGUUUCGGAAUUCCAGACAACAUUGUAACAAAUGACAUCAAAACCCGAAGUUGUGUGAUUACUAUGAAAAAGACUUCAUCAUUCCCCAGCCAAGUUAGCACACUGAUAUUUUUAUAACUUAAAUUCAGAGUCCAGAUGCAUUGCCAGCUGUUUGAUUCAAUUUAACUUCUGCAUUGCAAAUAAAAUUUACAAAUUUUCUUGUAUUCCUUGCUGUUAUAAUGGGAUAGGAAGGUAAAUAAUAAUGGGCAGUUUGCCGUUUUUCUGCAUCAGAACUGGGAGAAUGUGAUUUCGCAUUUUCCAACGUUUUCUCAACCAUGCCAUCUUGUCCUGUUGACCCAGGAGAAGUGGUUAGGAAACAUUCUCUACCUGAGGGCGGAUGGCCACUGUCCACAGACCCAUUUCUAGAAUCUGCUUUUUUUUUUUUUUUGCCAAUCUCUGACAAAUGUAAGUUCCACUGUUGGGUGUGGGGAACAAUUAUUUCUUUUA